Molecule: messenger RNA, 3204 nt
Organism: Rhagoletis pomonella (apple maggot)
Lineage: Eukaryota; Metazoa; Arthropoda; Insecta; Diptera; Tephritidae
Exons: 2
Coding region: 612-2144 (510 amino acids)
Source: RefSeq, a predicted model, not a curated record
UCGCACUUCAAUAGUCGCUCCACAGCUCUUUCGUCCUUCAGAAAUCCAAAGCCACUAGGAGAUAGUAAUGACAUACUGGCAAGCAUUGUCACGCGCUUUUGGGAGGUCGAAAAUAGAUUCGCCGCAACCCCUAACCCAACCUUGUCAGAUGAAGAUGUUUUCUGCGAGAAGCAUUUCGUACAAAAUCACGUUCGUCUGCCAUCAGGAGCGUAUUCAGUAAGGCUACCUCCUAAAUCUAAUUUCGAUAUUCUCGGUGACUCGUACGACCUUGCUUUACGGAGAUUCAAGGCUCUAGAAAGAAAGCUUCAAAGAGAUCAACCCACAAAGCGUUUAUACUCAGACUUCAUGCAGGAAUACAUGGAUCUUGGUCACAUGUCAAUGGCAUCAUUACUAGCAGGCGCUCCGGUUUACUACCUACCCCACCAUUGUGUUCGAAAACAAGAUAGUACUACUACAAAUUGCGUGUAGUAUUCGACGGAUCUGCUAAAACCACUUCUGGGCACUCUUUAAACGAUUUGUUGCUGUCAGGACCAACUACACAACCAAAACUUUUUAGCACAUUACUUCGUUUCAGAUUUUUCAAGGUUGCGCUUUGUGGUGAUAUAUGCAAAAUGUAUCGCUGUGUUAAAAUGGCUAACCCUGAUAACCAGUUGCAAUGCAUACUUUGGCGUGAUGAUCCAUCAGAGGAAAUAAGAAUCUAUAAGCUCGACACUGUGACAUAUGGUACAAGGCCAGCUGCGUUUUUAGCCAUUCGGGCUAUGCACCAACUUACGUUUGACGAAGAAGAAGCAUUCCCCAUCGGGGCAAAAAUCAUUCGGCGCGACUUUUACGUAGACGACUUAAUUUCUGGUGGUGAUACGAUUGAAGAAGUCAUGCAAAUGAAGCAGCAGGUGAAGCAGCUACUUCGACGAGGAGAUUUUCCUAUUCGGAAAUGGUGUUCGAAUGAAGCUGUCGUUCUUAAAGAUGAAGAUGGGCAAGACUGCGAACAAUUCUUGAAGUUUCAUGAUGGUACCGAUGUUACAAAGGCGCUCGGCCUUGUGUGGGACCCCAUAUCAGACCAAUUUCUGUUUAGCUUCACGCCAAUUUCAAAUUUGGGAAAAAUCACAAAACGUUCGAUUCUCUCGGUAAUAGCGCGGUUUUAUGAUCCACUUGGGCUAAUUUCGCCUGUAAUUACAAGUUUGAAGGUAUUUAUGCAAGCCUUAUGGAAAGAAAAGUUGAAUUGGGACGAAAGCUUGCCGCAGUCCCUGCAUUGUACAUGGUUGGAUUUGUGCAGUCAACUAUCCAUCGUUAGCAGCCUUCGCUUCCCACGCUUCGUACUCGCUAUGCAGGUACGUGUACAGCUCCACGCAUUUUGUGAUGCCAGUUUAUCUGCUUACGGUGCUUGCCUUUACACCCGUAUUGAAGAUCAAGGUGUCAUAAAAACACAUCUCCUGUGUUCCAAGUCGAGAGUGACACCAUUGAAAUCACUCACCGUUCCGAAACUCGAAUUGUCAGCCGCAUUGCUGCUGGCGGAAUUGGUCUCAAACAUUUUGGAAAAUAGUCAGCUAUCUUACGAUUGUCAUUGCUGGUCGGACUCAAUGAUGGUUUUGUCAUGGCUGCGGUCUUUUCCUGGAAAUUUUAACAUAUUUGUUUCCAAUCGCGUAGCCCAGAUUCAAUCCCUCACAUCGGGCAUGACAUGGCAUCAUGUUCCUACUGAUCUAAGUCCUGCGGAUAUUCUUUCACGUGGUUGUGCUCCAAAGGAGCUUCUAAAUAACUUUCUUUGGGCAAAUGGUCCUGCAUUUCUCCGUACAGAUUCAUCGCACUGGCCAGGAAACAUGGAUUUCUUGACUGAUCUUCCAGAAAGGCGACGCCGUGUUCUGGUUACAAGUCCUCGAAUUGAUGCAACUUUUGAUUGCGAAUUUCAAAAUUCAUUCGGCAAGCUACAACGCGUAUUCGCAUACGUUUACAAAUUUUGUCAGUUAAACGCAAAACGCUCUGUACCAUCAACUGGAUCGCUUACUGUCGAUGACGUAAAAUGUGGUACAUUAUUGUUAAUCAGGCAUAUACAGCAACAACCUGUUGUCUCUCAAUCCAUUUGUCGACGAUUUUGGUGCACUUCGCGUUGGAGGACGACUUCAUCAUUCAAAUUUGGACUUCGAGGCUAAGCAUCCGCUUUUGCUACCAAAGCAGCAUCCAGUCACCAACGCGCUCAUUGAAUUUCAUCAUCGAAAACUCCUGCAUGCAGGACCACAGAGUUUGCUAGCAUCGAUCCGACAGCAGUAUUCGCCUAUUGGUGGGCGCAAAACAGUCGCUAAAAUUGUCAAUAUAUGCAUAAAGUGCUAUCGCCUGAAGCCUCGGGUAUUACAGCAAAUUAUGUCGUUUCUGCCAAAAGAUCGCGUGCGGCCAUCCAGAACAUUCCACACCACCGGGAUUGAUUACUGUGGACCAUUUCAUUACAAACACACUGUGCGCAACCGACCGCCUGUCAAAUGCUAUGUAUGCAUUUUUGUUUGCUUUGCGACGAAAGCGACUCAUCUUGAGCUUGUUCAAGAUUUAUCGACUCAAUCAUUCAUCGCAGCACUUAAGCGUUUUAUCAGCAUUAGAGGCAAACCGAGCACAAUCUGGUCUGAUAACGCAACAAAUUUCGUAGGAGCGAAAAAUGAGCUGGAGAAGCUGCGAAAAUUAUUUUUUAAUCAAAAUCACAACAACGCAAUAGCAGAAGCUUGCAUUGAAAAUCAUAUAGACUGGAAAUUCAUUCCACCUCGGUCGCCGCACUUUGGUGGUUUAUGGGAGGCUGCGGUCAAAUCCGCAAAACUUCAUUUUUAUCGGACCGUUGGCAUUUCCAUUUUAACUUUUGAUGAGCUUCGCACUUUGGUCUGUGAAAUUUCUGCUAUUUUAAACUCACGCCCCCUCUGUCCAAUUACAGAAAACCCACAUGAUCUUGACGUGCUUACACCAGCGCAUUUCCUCAUAGGUGGACCACUCGUAGCUAUCACCGAACCAAACGUAACACAUUUAAACAUGAACCGCCUUAGCCGAUGGCAGCGAAUUUGUCAAAUGCAGCAAAUCUUCUGGCAAAAGUGGAGCACUUCGUAUUUAUCAUUGCUACAAGAGAGGUCUAAGUGGCGUACAUCUACCCCAAAUGUACAGCAAGGUGCUAUGGUGCUUCUGAAAGACGACAACUUACCCCCCUUAAAAUGGACUCUAGGUCGAAUUGAGCGCACA